Molecule: messenger RNA, 864 nt
Organism: Histoplasma capsulatum G186AR
Lineage: Eukaryota; Fungi; Ascomycota; Eurotiomycetes; Onygenales; Ajellomycetaceae
Source: the annotation of a RefSeq genome assembly
AUGGCAGGACAAUCAGCAGGAAACUUUAAUUUUAGUACUAAAGCUACGGCAGUUGCUAAAAAUACUUAUAAUAAAUAUACUGAAUUGGUUAAUAUUUCUGAACAUGUGCCUAAACAUAAUAGUGAUUUUUCUGAUAAUGAAUUAGGUCAUUUUUUAGCUGGCCUAAUAGAAGGAGAUGGUUGAUUUGGUAAAAAAGAAUUACAUAUAAUUUUUAGUGAAAAUGAUAUUUCAUUAGCUUAUUUUAUUAAAAAAUGUAUAGGAUAUGGUAAUGUUUAUAAAAUAAAAAAUAAAAAAGCAGUUAGAUAUAUAUGUAAAGACCAAAAAGGUUUAUCCAUUAUUUUAUCUUUAAUUAAUGGUAAGUUAGUUAGUCAUCAUAAAUAUGAACAAUUAAUUAAUCAAGGAUAUAGUGAAAAAUUUAAGAUAAAAAUAUUAUCUCCUCUAAAAAAAAUAAGUUUAGAUAAUUAUUGAUUAGCUGGAUUUACACAAGCUGAUGGUUGUUUUCACAUUAGUGUUGUAAAAAGUAAAACGCAUAAAACAGGUUAUAGUGUAAGAUUAGAAUAUUCUUUAAAACAAAAUGAUAAAUUACCUUUAAAAUUAUUAUAUGAUCUUUUAAAAAAAGGUAAUUUAUCUCAAUAUAAUACUGGUAUAUGAUGUUAUAAAAGUACAGGUUUUAGUACUGCAUCUGAUCUUAUUAAUUAUUUUGAUAAAUUUAAUCUCUUUGGAGGAAAAUAUGUAAGUUAUCUUAAAUUUAGAAAAGUUUAUAUUAUGAUAACAGAAGGUAAACAUUUAGAUAAAAAAGGUAUAGAAAAAAUUAUAAGUAUUGCUGUUAAAGGAUCCUCAGAGACAAAUACGCAAGGAAUUUAA